Molecule: messenger RNA, 4160 nt
Organism: Macrobrachium nipponense
Lineage: Eukaryota; Metazoa; Arthropoda; Malacostraca; Decapoda; Palaemonidae
Product: axin interactor, dorsalization-associated protein-like
Exons: 6
Coding region: 1223-3427 (734 amino acids)
Biological process (GO): determination of ventral identity
Cellular component (GO): membrane
Molecular function (GO): phosphatidylinositol binding
Source: RefSeq, a predicted model, not a curated record
ACCUGGCUGGAGUGACGUUACUCUCUCUCUCUUCUCUUCCAGCGCUGCUCUACCUCCAUUCCAGUCACCCGUGGAGCGAGCAGCUCGUCGCACCGACCACAGCUUUUAUCCAUCCGGCCCGAUUUCCAGCGCGUUUUAGCUUUCCUCUGGGUUAAAGUCACCCGUUCACUAACGCGUUCCUCUUUCGUUGUCGUUGGAGUGUCGAGGAUACGUUACUUUCGCUCAUUCAUACCCACGUCGGUGAAGUUAUGUAGUUGCUACCUGCUGUAGCUUCCUUUAUCCCCCUUUUCCGGGAUUUUAUCUUCGCCCAUUAAUUGCGACAGAUGUCCUCCUCCUCCUCCUCCGUGGCCUGAAUCGUGCCCCCACCCCCUCCCCCCCUCCCUUAAAUAUUCGCGAGGAAUCCAGUUAUAGUCGAAAGAGUGAUCGUGACUGGAAGGAGAAAAGCUGGAACAGAACGACAAGUGGAAACUGUUUGUUAAGUUGUGGAGUGCAUGGAAUUCUUGCGAGAGCGGUCUGGAAUUCCAAGAGCUGGAUUUGUAAACAGGAGAUUCCAGUGAUUGGUUUAGGAAUAGGAGUGACUUCAUCGUGAGUGCCGUUUGUGAUAUCUGUGACCUUGUUGUAACAAACUAAAAAAAAAGAUAAUAGAAGAAACGAAAGGAGAAAAACAUUCCCGAAUUGAUACAAUGCCCAAGUGAGCUGUAAUGCAAUACGCCACCUGUGGAAGAACCGUGAUAGAGGAAUUCUGAUAACCACUUCCUCUGCAAGGAACAAAUACCUGCUCAGUGCAUAAUUCCAUGAAGAUGAAUAUGGAAUGAGUGAACAUUUAUUUUACAUUUUAUUUUGGUUUUUAUAGUGAAUAUUUUACAAGUGUAACGGAGACAUGACCAAAUGACAAAGGGGCAUACCAAUGACAACUGACCUGACAGUUCUGGAAACGAAUUAUUUCUAGUUGCAAACGACGAGCACCGUACGUACCCACAGGAGCCGCAGCAGCCUCCGGAGGGAGGAGGUCCCCCUUUUAAUCUGCAGGUGGCGCCUUGGAAGAACACCUUGGUCGACGCACGUGGCAUCAUUCCUCCUCCCCCUUUCUCGGCUCCCGGUACGGGGCCCUGCGUGGCCCUGAUCUGAAUUCCUCGAGGUGGGCGGUGGCACGGGCGGCAGCAGCAACAGCCAUGGCGGGUGCGGCCCUGUGGCGCGGGUGUGGGCAUGGGCGUGGGAUAGGAUGAGGCGGAGGGGCUUCCAGGAAGUGGCAUUAUCUCUCACCGAGCCAGGCUCCGUUUUGCACGACGACGGCGGAACCCGACAUCGCAUGCAACAUCCUCUGUCGUCGACGUCCGCCUUUUACCCCACGCCAGUCGAAACCGAAGGGGCGACAGCCUUCGCCUUCAGCAGAAACCCAGCUCCUGGCCACAGGCCUCUGCGUCAGGAUCAGACGCAGCUGCAGCAACUUCCUCCCGAAGAGCAGCAACAGCAACUCCAUCCGUUGCAAGAUCACUUCCCUCCUCCCCCUCCCCCUCACAGAGCACAGCUGACGAGACAGCUGUCGAGGCUCAGCGCCACUUCGUCCUCCCAGGUGACCCCAACCAUUCCCCGCCAGCAUCCCAAACACCACCCGCUCUCUCUCUCUCGUUCGGCGUCGGUCUCCAUCCUGUAUGAUUCCGAGACGGAUUCGGCCGACUACGAAUCAGCACCGGUGGUGGUGGACAAGCCCGGGCCCCCCCGCCAGGCCGCCCUCCCCUCCACCUCCUCCGUCACGCGGAUCGUCACCUCCGUGAAGAGGAAGGCCAAGAACGUUCGCCGCACCGUUGUGGCCAUCAGCAGGUCCGCCCUCUCGUCGGGGCGCUCCUCGAGUGAAAGCUCCUCCUCCGCCGUCCAGAAACCCACACAAAGCCGUCCGCAGCGCCCAGCCGAUAUGGAGGAUAUAGGAGUCGAGCGGAGAAUCGAAGCGUGGCAGUCCGCCCUGAAGGCGGCUGUCGACCAGGAUAUGCACGGUCAGAUGGAUGACGCCCUCGAGGCAUAUGACAGACUGAACCGCAACAUUACCAAAGGAGCCAUCUACGAUUACGAGCAAAUUAGCUGCGACCAGAAGAAACUACUGGGCCAAGUGCUGACUUGCCUCGACAUGCGAACCCAGCAACUUCGGAUCAAGCUGGAAGGUUCUCGGGCUCAGAUCUGCAAGCCAGGCCUCGCCUCGACGGGGCCGCUGUCUAAAGACGCCAUCACCUCCACGGCCGAGACCAUGGCCCUGAACGAACUCACGAAAUGCCUGGAAGUCCUCGACACCAUCCGCAGGAUGGUGUCGAAGACCAAAGUGCCGGUGGUCCUGGUGUACCGGGAGCGGAAGCAUCGAACUCAGCACCGCCACGAGGAGAAGGGUCAGAGCAACAAGGUGGUGUUCCCCAAGGAGAAGCGCGACUUCCUCAGCCUCAUGGGACUGCCAGGCUCCAUGUUCUCCGAAAAGGGCUUCGAUUUCACGGUCAGGCCGAACACCGCCACUGCCCUGCGGAAGCUGCAGGAGGAGGAAGCCCAAAACAACCGGGACAACCAAACCAGGGACACCACCGACGUCGGCGAGAUCGAGCCGGACGAGAAGAACGGCGGGACGGCCGUCCAGGUCGAGGACGACGACACCGACUCGCCCAAGACUACCAAGAAGAACCUCCUGACCUACCUCCCGUUCAUGAAGAGGACCUCCGUCGCCCCGCACCCGGAGUUGGAAGACGCGGAGGGGCGUGACAUCGAGGAGGCAGCGGACGACGAAGAGGAGGAGGAGGGGGAGGAGGAGGAGGCCGCCGACGCCAGAUCGACUCUCAGCUGCGACACCUGCAGCUCCGCCGGCAGUAGCGAUACCGAAGAGGAACUCGAAGACGUCACGGACACCCCGGUCGCCGGGGCCACGUACGCCCACAAGGAGUCGGUGCUCCCGCCGCCCUUCAAGGAGAUCGGUUCCACCUACAUCACUUUGGGCUUGGAGAAGGUGGGCUUGAAGAACACGGGUCGCAUCGUCUGUCCAUUCAUCAGGGUUUCUGUCAGAGAUUCGCAAGGGAACAUCCUGUCCCCAGAGUCCACGCAGGAGAGCGGCGAGUGGGAGAUCAUCAACAGGAACUACCUGAGGGCGCCAUCCCAAAUUCAUCUGCAGUGUUCCUUGGAGAAUAUACCCGAAGAUGCGGCCAUAUUCUUGGAGCUGCGGCACUACCGUCCACAAAAAAACAUCAUCUCUACCCUCUGCUACACAUUCCUCGACCGGCAUCACCUCUCCAACGAAAGAUUCGUCUGCGAACUGUACACCUCACCCGUGGACUACACCAGGAAGGACCUGAAGAAUUACUCGGAGAAAGCUUUUUUCCUCCACCUCGAAGUGAUGCUGAGGCAGGCCAGCUGCGAAGUCCAGACUCUAGACUCUCCGAAGUCAACCGCUUCCAGCUGAAAGCGAGACGGUCAGGACUGUGACGCUCCCUGGGAUCCCUCAGAAGUGGCUAGAGGAUACCAAAGGACUUCGUGGUCAUGUGAAGAAUGAAAUGCAGUAUUACUGAAAAUGAGUCGACUUCAGGAACUUGACGACAUUCGAGUGUGAUGUGGACGCCUCUCAGACUUCUACUGAUACCAGCCCUGGUUCCUCAACAAAACUCAAAGCGCAUAUUUUUUUAAAACCUUAAAAAAACCACAUGUUCAUAACGGACAGGGAGGCACACCUUUUCCGGACUUUGGUCGUACAAUAUUCAGAAUGAGACGAGACACUAAAACCAUUUCUAACACGAUGGCACGUAGGCUGACCUGUGAAUACCAUUGUUAGAAUCAUAGCAGUUAUCUGCUUACCAGAUAAACUCAUGAUAAACUUCGAAGGCAAAGGCAGUCACUUAGCACUUCAGAAACUACUGACUUAACUUCUGUAGUUAGCGUGUCAGGUCUUAUCCAAUGUUCUCCGAAAGAUUGCAGUCAUUGCUACUAACUUAACAAUUCAUCUGAUACUUUCUAUGCAAUUAGCCGAUUAAGCUUUUUUUUUUUUUUUUGUGAUCUUCAAUGUUAGUUUUAGAUGAAAGUAGGAGUAACUGUGAUGGUCGAUGGAACGAGUUUUCUUUUUUAUUUAAUUGAUAAAGUAAAGUAAAUUUUCAUUAGACUCUAAUUUAGGUUUGGAAAUUAAACCCUUCUCUCACGAAGUA